Molecule: messenger RNA, 1134 nt
Organism: Aureobasidium namibiae CBS 147.97
Lineage: Eukaryota; Fungi; Ascomycota; Dothideomycetes; Dothideales; Saccotheciaceae
Exons: 2
Coding region: 1-1134 (377 amino acids)
Source: RefSeq, a predicted model, not a curated record
AUGUCCAAAUCUACCACCAACAACCAUGCUGCGCACCAGUCGGACCACGAGGAAGAGGUCCUAGACGUCCUAGACCUUCCGCAGAUUUACACCAAGCCCUCAUCACAGCAACUACUAGACACCUUGGCCCUUCUCAGCCUAGAGCCUCAAUCAUGGGAUAAGUCUACCGCCCAACCGAAGCCAAAAGUGAGCUCGAAUGGCGUUCCCCAGUAUCUCACACGAAUCGUCUCGAGCCCGCUGGACUGGAUCAAAGACGACGUAGAGAAAGAGAAGAUUUGGGAUAUUGCUUCAUUACGCUUGAGCGAGCGUUCUGGUCGUACCGGAAUGGGAGAUAUCACACGUUCGUUUCGUAUACCUCUAUCAGCCGACACUACCAACAGCUCGAGCACUAUGAAGCCGGUCAUCACUAGUUCGAAUGACCAGGAUAUCACCGUCCAAGUCAGCAUCCACGAGCCUGCUCUUACCGAGGAUAACCUUGGUCUCAAGACGUGGGCCUCGUCAUUCGUCUUUGCUCGAAACUGGCAUACCCUACGCGAUCGCAUUCCUUUGGUGUUUGGCAAGGACGAGAAUGCGACAAUCCUGGAAUUAGGUGCGGGCACAGGUCUUGUUGGCAUUGCUGCCGCAGCUGUGUUGGGUGCGAAUGUGCUUUUGACCGACUUACCCGAGAUUGUACCAAACCUUGAGCGAAACAUCGCCUCGAACAAAGAGAUGAUCGAGUCGAGAAAAGGAUCCGCCCGGGCUGCAAUACUUGACUGGACUGUGCCGGAGAAGAUCAUAUACCCCGACGAAACCCAUGGAUCAACACGUUCGCUUGCCGCUGAAGAACAAAGCUCAAAAUACCCUCUAAUUGUCGCUGCCGACCCUAUCUACUCAAAAGAGCAUCCCGCAUGGCUGGUUCAGACUAUCGACUGUCACCUUGCCCAGAGCCCUGAUGCUCGUGUAUUGAUCCAAAUACCGAUCCGCGAGGCUUAUGCCGAAGAGCGUGCAGAUCUCAAAGAUCGCAUGGUCAAGAUUGGUUUGGAACUAUUCCACGAGCAGACAGAAACAGGCUACGACGAUUGGAGCGAUGGACGAGGCGACGAGUUGAGUGAAGUUGAGUGCUGGCUGGGUAUGUGGAAAUGGAAGGACGCAUAG